Messenger RNA from Raphanus sativus (radish), 2453 nucleotides. Its product is annotated as 25S rRNA (cytosine-C(5))-methyltransferase NOP2A-like. The transcript is spliced from 16 exons. Gene Ontology annotation, cellular component: nucleolus. Gene Ontology annotation, biological process: maturation of LSU-rRNA; rRNA base methylation. The coding region runs from base 63 to 2240 and encodes 725 amino acids. Gene Ontology annotation, molecular function: rRNA (cytosine-C5-)-methyltransferase activity; RNA binding. The record is from RefSeq and is a predicted model, not a curated record. Lineage: Eukaryota; Viridiplantae; Streptophyta; Magnoliopsida; Brassicales; Brassicaceae.
AAAUCUUCUACCUGUGUGGUUAAACCCUCGCCGCGAGAAAAACCCUAACCCUAAUUAUCGCCAUGGUUCUCACUCGUAGCAAGAAGAGGGUGACGAAAUCUCAAACCCCUCCGUCGAAUAAGGCGGAGAAGCCCCAAGCUCUAGCAUUGAAGAGGAAGGCUGCGGAGAAACCCCAACCUCUGGCAUCGAAGAAGGGAGGCGCGAAGUCCCAGAAGAAACAACCUCCAUCGAAGAAGCAAAAGAAGGAAGUCGUGGAGGAGGAAGAAGAUCCUCGCGAAAAAGACGAAGAAGUUUCCGAUUACGACGCCGCCUCUACCGAUGCAGAAUUAGAAGAGUCUGAUGGUGGAGAGGAAAGGUCUAACGGCUUAGGCUCUUCUGGAUUUUUCUCCGAUGAUGAUGGAGAAGAGAACGACGAGGACGACGGUGAGGAGGUCUUGGGUGAUGACUUUCUUGACGGUAGCGGCGAUGAAGAUGAAGAAGAGGAACGUUCGGAUUCGGGUUCGGACUCUGACUCCGACGAUGGGGAUAUUGAGAAGGAGUCGAGACUUAUUGAUGAAAAAGAAGCAAAGGAGGAGGCAGACGCUGAGGCUGAGCUUCUUGAUUUCAACAAGGAAGCUGGAGACGAUGCGUUUCGGUUACCAACUGAAGAGGAACUUGAAGAAGAAGCUCGUGGGCCACCUGAUCUACCUCUACUUCAGAGUAGAAUCAAAGAGAUUGUUAGAGCUCUGUCGAAUUUUAGCGUGUUGAGGCCAAAUGGAGCCAGCAGGAAAGAUUGCGUUGAACAGCUCAAAUCUGAUCUUGCUUCUUAUUAUGGCUACAACAGUUUUCUUAUUGGAGCUUUAUUUGAGCUGUUUCCUCCUGUUGAACUUAUGGAACUAAUUGAAGCCUUUGAAAAGCAAAGGCCUACAUCUAUCCGGACAAACACACUUAAGACUCGAAGAAGGGAUCUUGCUGAUGUGCUUUUGAACAGAGGAGUCAAUCUUGACCCACUAAGCAAGUGGUCAAAAGUCGGCCUUGUUGUUUAUGAUUCACAAGUGCCAAUCGGUGCAACCCCUGAAUAUUUGGCCGGUUUCUAUAUGCUCCAAGGUGCUAGUUCGUUUUUGCCUGUGAUGGCCCUUGCCCCUCGAGAGAACGAGCGGAUUGUGGAUGUAGCUGCUGCUCCUGGGGGUAAAACUACUUACGUCGCUGCUCUAAUGAAAAACACCGGCUUGAUAUUCGCGAAUGAGAUGAAAGUACCUAGGCUCAAGUCGCUAAAUGCCAAUCUGCACCGCAUGGGGGUCACAAAUACCAUAGUUUGUAACUAUGAUGGAAGAGAGCUACCAAAGGUGUUAGGGGAGAAAUCGGUUGAUAGAGUAUUGUUGGAUGCACCUUGCAGUGGGACUGGGGUCAUUUCGAAAGAUGAAUCAGUUAAAGUUUCGAAAUCCCUGGAGGAUAUAAAGAAAUUUGCUCACUUGCAAAAGCAACUUUUACUCGCUGCUAUUGAUAUGGUGGAUGCCACUUCCAAAACCGGUGGAUAUAUUGUUUACUCAACAUGUUCACUUAUGGUUGCUGAGAACGAAGCCGUCAUCGACUAUGCUCUCAAAAAGAGGAGUGUUCAACUCGUUAAAACUGGACUGGACUUCGGCCAAGACGGAUUUGUAAGAUUUAGAGAACAUCGAUUUCAUCCGUCUUUAAACAAGACCAAACGUUUUUAUCCUCAUGUACACAACAUGGAUGGAUUCUUUGUGGCGAAGCUAAAGAAGAUGAGUAACAUGAAACAAGCUUCAGAAGGUGAUGGUGAUGAUGAGGCGUUGGGAACUGUAGAUGAAGCUGAUGUGUCCAGUGAUGAUGAUGAAGCUGAUGUGUCCAGUGAUGAUGAUGAAGCUGAGGCCAUGGAAGAGAUGGAGAAACCUUCCGUUCCCAAGAAGCAACUCGAGAAAACUAAAGAUGAAGCUGAGGCGUUAGGAACUGCAGAUGAAGCUGAUGUGUCCAGUGAUGAUGAUGAAGCUGAGGCCAUGGAAGAGAUGGAGAAACCUUCCGUUCCCAAGAAGCAACUCAAGAAAACUAAAGAAAGCAAGGAGAGACUUGCAAAAUCAAAGGAGAACAAAAGUGGCAAGAAAGAUAAGAAAUCAAAAUCUAAAAAUGCACCUAAAAUAAAGAAGAAGCAAAGGAAGAGCAAAACUGAAGUGAGGAUGGAGAUUUCUCAAGCUAGGGAAGAGAAAAGAAGAGCAAUGAGAGAGAAGUCGAAGGAGAAGCAAUGAUUCAGUGAUUUUGCAUCAAACACUAUCCCAUGGGGAAGUUUAAGGUGCCAUGUAUUGGCUUGUUUUUAUUUAUGAAUUCACGAACUAUUUUUGUAACAUUAAAAGCUAGAAACAAGAGAAUUACACUCUCUUAAGACUCCAUGGACAGAUCUUAUGUGUCCAAAAGUUUUGUUUCAAAGUCUAGUCAAGUUGAGUUGGAGUCUUCAGCCAUCA